AUGACCCAAACGAAGCAGCCAAACCACCGAGCCUGGUGGAAGGAGUCCUCUGUAUACCAGAUCUGGCCAGCUUCGUUUAAAGAUUCGAAUAACGAUGGAAUUGGCGAUAUCCCGGGUAUCAUUUCUGAGCUGGACUAUAUAAAGAACUUGGGCAUCGAUAUCGUGUGGCUAUGCCCGUCAUACAAAUCCCCGCAGGUCGACAUGGGCUACGACAUUGCCGACUAUUACAGCAUUGCCGACGAGUAUGGCACGGUCGCAGAUGUGGAGAAACUGAUUGAGGGCUGCCACAAGCGUGGAAUGAAGCUGCUUAUGGAUCUGGUGGUGAAUCACACUAGCGAUCAGCAUGAGUGGUUUAAGCAGUCGCGCAGUUCUAAGGAUAACGAAUACCGUGACUGGUACGUCUGGAAGCCUCCUCGCUAUGAUGAGCAGGGCAAUCGUCAGCCUCCCAAUAACUGGAUCUCUCACUUCCAAGGGAGUGCAUGGCAAUUUGACGAACACACGGGCGAAUAUUACCUUCAUCUAUACGCUACAGAGCAGCCCGAUCUGAACUGGGAGCACCCACCUGUCCGCAAAGCCGUCCACGACAUCGUCCGCUUCUGGCUGAACAAGGGCUGCGACGGUUUCCGUAUGGACGUAAUCAACUUCAUUAGCAAGGACCUCAACUACCCCGACGCAGAAAUUCAAGACCCUCGCCGCGACUGGCAAUGGGGUGACAAGUUCUACGCCAACGGACCUCGCCUACACGAAUACCUGCAGGGAAUCGGCGCGAUUCUUAAAGAAUAUGAUGCGUUCAGUGUGGGCGAGAUGCCCUUCGUCAAGGACGAGAAGGAAGUGCUGCGAGCCGUGCAGUUCGACCGUAAUGAGCUGAACAUGAUUUUCAACUUCGAACACGUUGAUAUUGAUCACGGGCCUCAUGGAAAUAAGUUCGAGCCUGGUAGCUGGAAACUCACACAGCUUAAGGAUUUCUUCCAGCGCUGGCAGACUUUUAUGUAUGCCAAUGAUGGCUGGAAUGCUCUGUACUGGGAGAACCAUGACCAGCCUCGGUCUAUUGAUCGCUAUGCGAAUGCGCCUGAGAAGUAUCGCCGUAUCGCGUCGAAGAUGCUGGCUAUUGCUUUGGCUCUGCAGUCUGGAACUCCGUUCGUGUAUCAGGGUCAGGAGAUUGGUAUGCGAAAUGUGCCCAAGGAAUGGCCCAUCGAGGAGUACAAGGACAUUGAUUGUCUUAACCACUGGUACGGAGAGCAAAAGAAGGCAUACUUCACCCCAGAAGCCCAAGCCAUCGCCCUACAAGAAUACCAAAAGAAAUCCCGAGACAACGGCCGCACCCCGGUGCAAUGGAGCGAUGCUGAAAACGGAGGCUUCACCGGUCCGGGCGUCAAGCCCUGGAUGUCCGUGAAUCCGGAUUACCACCGAGUCAACGCCGCGGCCGAAGUCAAAGACCCCAACUCGACCUAUCACUUCUGGGCUUCUGUACUUGGACUGCGGAAGAAGUAUCUCGACGUUUUUGUCUACGGUGAUUGGGUCCAAGUCGAUGCGCCGAGCGAGGAAAUCUUCGCUUACACUCGCCAAUAUGAGAACCAGAAGGCACUGGUCCUUUGCAACUUCACGACGAAGGCUCUCGACUGGGAUGCUGGUAGCAGUGGAGUUGCGACUGUCAAGGAGGUGCUUUUGAAUAACUAUGACGGCGCCUCUGAUGCUGCGCAGCGCUUUUCCGGCGAGAAGUGGUCUCUUCGACCUUACGAGGGAGCUGUCUUGCUUCUGUAG
Messenger RNA from Penicillium argentinense, 1761 nucleotides. Its product is annotated as glycoside hydrolase family 13 protein. The record is from RefSeq and is a predicted model, not a curated record. The transcript has 3 exons. Gene Ontology annotation, molecular function: alpha-amylase activity. The coding region runs from base 1 to 1761 and encodes 586 amino acids. Lineage: Eukaryota; Fungi; Ascomycota; Eurotiomycetes; Eurotiales; Aspergillaceae. Gene Ontology annotation, biological process: oligosaccharide catabolic process.